UCUGCAGAAACUAGAAAGAAUAGAUAGAUAGAUAUGAGCAAAAGUAUUAACAGCAAUGAUGGUGGGCCUUGUGGUGCUUGCAAGUUCUUACGCCGGAAGUGCAUCAAAGGUUGCAUCUUUGCACCUUACUUCGACUCAUCAGAACAAGGAGCCUCGCACUUCGCGGCUGUUCAUAAGGUGUUUGGUGCAAGCAACGUUUCCAAGCUUAUCUUACGGUUACCCGUCCAUAUGCGUGUUGAUGCUGUCCUUACCAUCUGUUAUGAAGCAUUGGCUCGGAUUAAAGACCCUGUUUAUGGCUCUGUUGGUCAAAUCUUUGCUCUCCAGCAGCAGGUGGUGAAUUUGCAGACAGAGCUAGCCUUUAUUCAAGCCCAUCUCGCAACCUUGGAGCUUCCACCACCGCCCAUGUCGCCAACACAGUCUCCAGCUGCCUCUGCAAGCCUCCAUGCUUCUGGUACAUCCACAUUAUUGGAUCCUGUGCAGUUACAAGAAAUGUUUGAGACGGCAAGUUGUUGGAACCAAACUGACCACCAAGAUGACAACAAUGGCGAUCUGCCGGCAUUAGCACGAGAAUUUGUUUCUAAAUACUUUCCAGGAGCAAGAUUUCAGUCACCGGAUUCCUGUUAGAGAGCC
Telopea speciosissima is the source of this 630-nucleotide messenger RNA. Its product is annotated as LOB domain-containing protein 19-like. Bases 34 to 624 code for a protein of 196 amino acids. Gene Ontology annotation, biological process: positive regulation of DNA-templated transcription; hormone-mediated signaling pathway. Gene Ontology annotation, cellular component: nucleus. The record is from RefSeq and is a predicted model, not a curated record. NCBI's taxonomy places the organism in Eukaryota, Viridiplantae, Streptophyta, Magnoliopsida, Proteales, Proteaceae. The transcript has 2 exons.